Messenger RNA from Tetrahymena thermophila SB210, 645 nucleotides. RefSeq names its product HD superfamily hydrolase, putative. Gene Ontology annotation, cellular component: cytoplasm. The transcript has a single exon. NCBI's taxonomy places the organism in Eukaryota, Ciliophora, Oligohymenophorea, Hymenostomatida, Tetrahymenidae. The record is from RefSeq and is a predicted model, not a curated record. Gene Ontology annotation, molecular function: 5'-deoxynucleotidase activity.
AUGAAUUCUAUACCUCUCACUCCAUCUUUUGAGAACGUCAAAACUAUAUAUGACUUUGCUAAGCUUGCUGGCGAGUUAAAAUCUUUGAAAAGAACUGGCUGGACUCACUUCCCAGGAAUUAAAGAAGUUGAAAGUGUUGCAGACCACUCAUGGAGAAUGAGCUUGUUUUGCAUGCUUUUUGCAAAAGAUAAAACUAUUGACUUUGAAAGAUGCAUUAAAUUUGCUAUUAUACAUGAUUUAGCUGAAGUGAUAGUUGGUGACAUUACUCCUCGUGAUGGUAUUUCUGAAGACCAAAAGCAUAAAAUGGAAGAUGAAGGAAUAAAACUUCUGUUAUCCAAGAUAGAAAACUAAGAAAUACGUGAUGAACUUUAUUCAAUAUGGAAAUAAUAUGAAGACAGAAAGUGUCCUGAAUCAAAAUUAGUUAAAGAUAUGGAUAGAUUUGAAAUGAUGUAGUAAGCAUUUGAAUAUGAAUAAAAGUACCCAGUGGAUUUGUCUGAAUUUUUUUCAGACUCUAGUAGAAUAACUCAUCCUGUAAUAAAAAGUUGGUUGUAAGAACUUCUUGAAAAAAGAGAGGCCUUUUUAAAACAAUAAAAUCCUAACUAAUAAAAAACACAUUGUGAAUAAGAGCAAUAGCAACAAUAAUGA